AUGGAUCGAAAGCAAAAUGAAAAUUUUAAUGAAAAAGAAAUUCAAAGUUUUUUUAAUGAAAUAGACAACUUAUUUAAUGAAGAAGAUAAUAAUAAUUCUGUGAAAAAAGAAGAUGAAUUAAAUGAAAAAUGUUUUCAAUUAAUUAAAAAAAAGAAAGAUAGUGAUAAAUUAUCUAUUCAAUCUAAAUUAAAUUUAUUCAUUGAAGAAGUAGAAUUUAUCAACAAUGUGUUAGAUACAUAUGAAAAAGAAAAAGAAAAAAGUGAAAAUGAAAAUUUUUUGAAGAAGGAUGGAAUUAAUGAAUCUGAAGAUAUUUUAAAUGAUCUAAUUUAUUUAGAGUUGGGUUUAAAGGAUUCUGAAAAUACAAAUGAAACCAAAAAGCUAUUAAUAAAAAUUAGUGAAAAUUUAUAUAAAAUAAAAAGUAAAGAAUUUAUUUUAACAAUUAAGAAAUCGUUAGAUAUAAGAAUAAAUGAUUUUCGGAAAAAUGAAAUUAGUGAAGAAUAUUUUUCAAAAAAAAUAAAUGAAAUAUAUUUAGACACAAAGAAUCAGUUAGAUCAUGAAAUAGCUGAAGAAGAAAAAAAAUCGAAAGACAAUAUUAUUGAGAUUUCAAAAAAUAUUUUAAAAGAUUCAACAAGCAACUUAGUGGAUAUGAACUCAGAAAGUAAUUUAAUUCAAUCAUUUCCUUUGAAAGAAUGUAAUAGUAAAAUUUAUAAAAAUGAAUGGGACACAAUAAAUACAAAUGAUAAAAUAAAAGAAAAAUCAACAAAUAAUAAAAAUGCAGAUAAAACAGCACAUACUAAAAAGAAUAAGAAGGAACAAAAAAUAGAAUCAUCUAACUUUUUUCAUAAAAAAAAAUUAAAACUAGUAGAGAGAUGGAAUAAAGUAGCUGAAGAAACAAAAUUAUUGAAUGAUUAUGAUUCUAGUUAUUAA
Molecule: messenger RNA, 927 nt
Organism: Plasmodium relictum
Lineage: Eukaryota; Apicomplexa; Aconoidasida; Haemosporida; Plasmodiidae
Product: conserved Plasmodium protein, unknown function
Exons: 7
Coding region: 1-927 (308 amino acids)
Source: RefSeq, a predicted model, not a curated record